Molecule: messenger RNA, 1284 nt
Organism: Diceros bicornis minor
Lineage: Eukaryota; Metazoa; Chordata; Mammalia; Perissodactyla; Rhinocerotidae
Gene: GPR27
Product: G protein-coupled receptor 27
Exons: 1
Coding region: 75-1211 (378 amino acids)
Biological process (GO): G protein-coupled receptor signaling pathway
Cellular component (GO): plasma membrane
Molecular function (GO): G protein-coupled receptor activity
Source: RefSeq, a predicted model, not a curated record
GGCGGCCUGCGGAGCGGCGCGGCCGGGAGCGGCCCCCCGGAGCGGAGCGGCGCGCACGGCCUGGGGAGGCCGCGAUGGCGAACGCGAGCGAGCCGGGCGGCGGCGGCGGCGGCGGCGGCGAGGCGGCCGCCCUGGGCCUCAAGCUGGCCACGCUCAGCCUGCUGCUGUGCGUGAGCCUGGCGGGCAACGUGCUGUUCGCGCUGCUCAUCGUGCGGGAGCGCAGCCUGCACCGCGCCCCGUACUACCUGCUGCUCGACCUGUGCCUGGCCGACGGGCUGCGCGCGCUCGCCUGCCUCCCGGCCGUCAUGCUGGCGGCGCGGCGCGCGGCGGCCGCCACAGGGGCGCCGCCGGGCGCGCUCGGCUGCAAGCUGCUCGCCUUCCUGGCCGCGCUCUUCUGCUUCCACGCCGCCUUCCUGCUGCUCGGCGUGGGCGUCACCCGCUACCUGGCCAUCGCGCACCACCGCUUCUACGCCGAGCGCCUGGCCGGCUGGCCGUGCGCCGCCAUGCUGGUGUGCGCCGCCUGGGCGCUGGCGCUGGCCGCGGCCUUCCCGCCCGUGCUGGACGGCGGCGGCGGCGACGACGAGGACGCGCCGUGCGCCCUGGAGCAGCGGCCCGACGGCGCCCCGGGAGCGCUCGGCUUCCUGCUGCUGCUGGCCGUGGUGGUGGGCGCCACGCACCUCGUCUACCUCCGCCUGCUCUUCUUCAUCCACGACCGCCGCAAGAUGCGGCCUGCGCGCCUCGUGCCCGCCGUCAGCCACGACUGGACCUUCCACGGCCCCGGCGCCACCGGCCAGGCGGCCGCCAACUGGACGGCGGGCUUCGGCCGCGGGCCCACGCCGCCCGCGCUCGUGGGCAUCCGGCCGGCCGGGCCUGGCCGCGGCGCGCGCCGCCUGCUCGUCCUCGAGGAGUUCAAGACGGAGAAGAGGCUGUGCAAGAUGUUCUACGCCGUCACGCUGCUCUUCCUGCUCCUCUGGGGGCCCUACGUCGUGGCCAGUUACCUGCGGGUCUUGGUGCAGCCCGGCGCCGUCCCCCAGGCCUACCUGACGGCCUCCGUGUGGCUCACCUUCGCGCAGGCCGGCAUCAACCCGGUCGUGUGCUUCCUCUUCAACAGGGAGCUGAGGGACUGCUUCAGGGCCCAGUUCCCCUGCUGCCAGAGCCCCCAGACCACCCAGGCCACCCUCCCCUGCGACUUGAAAGGCAUUGGCCUAUGAGGGGCUCGCCCACCGCGUGCACCCCAACCCGGCCUUUCCCUUUGGCUUGGACAGUGACGUCGUUUCUCCCCUC